Messenger RNA from Ambispora leptoticha, 807 nucleotides. The record is from the annotation of a GenBank genome assembly. NCBI's taxonomy places the organism in Eukaryota, Fungi, Glomeromycota, Glomeromycetes, Archaeosporales, Ambisporaceae.
AUGUUGAAAACAACAUCUCUAUUAGGCACAGCACGUUUUUCUCUUGUAUCUACGCAAUCUCAUAAAUUCUGGCCUUCUUGGAAGUUAUUCUUUAACACAGCUGAUAAUAGGAAAGCGAAAAUUAUAGACACUACUCGAACUUUGAUAAAACAUAGAAAUGAAUAUUAUAGCCCAUACUGUAUAUUGUAUACGGGAAUUCCCGAGAUCCCGUUAAAAAUAAAUAAUUUGGAUAUACUGAGAUCAUUCGGCGUUCUUGGUAUUGGAAUCGCCUUACAAAGCUUUGGGAAUGUCGCGUAUUGCGUAGAUCUAACACGCGAAAGUGAUCCAAUCAGACCAACAAUACCCGCCUCUUCCGUGUUUGAUACAACUCAAAACAGUAAUACUAGACGACCAAUGCAUAACAUUCCAAAACCCCAUAACUAUAACAAGAACAGUGACGACAGUGACAACACGCCAGCAAUCCCACCAAACAUCAAAAAGAUGGCAUUAGGCGGAGCAAUGGGAUUCGCUACAGGAUACUUUGUAAAAAAAGCGAGUCAACUCGUCGCGUUUUCGAUUGGCGCUUCAUUUGUGUUGAUUCAAGUAUUAGAUGCAAACGGAUAUCAUAUCCCAUUCGAUUUAGGUAGAAUUGAAGAGACAUAUAAUGUUAUGUUGGAUUUAAAUAGAAAUGAUAGUGAUGUUGAUGGUGCUGCUAUACAGCGGGAUGUCAAGGAGUUGGCUUGGAAGGUGUAUGAUUUUUUCAGGAAAAGGUUUCAUACUGAUGCUGCUUUUGUGGUUGGAUUUGGGAUUGGGUUGAUGUAUGGUUGA